Varanus komodoensis (Komodo dragon) is the source of this 1730-nucleotide messenger RNA. Its product is annotated as mitochondrial uncoupling protein 2. Gene Ontology annotation, cellular component: mitochondrial membrane. The coding region runs from base 395 to 1321 and encodes 308 amino acids. The transcript is spliced from 8 exons. Gene Ontology annotation, molecular function: oxidative phosphorylation uncoupler activity. The record is from RefSeq and is a predicted model, not a curated record. Gene Ontology annotation, biological process: mitochondrial transport; mitochondrial transmembrane transport; adaptive thermogenesis. Lineage: Eukaryota; Metazoa; Chordata; Lepidosauria; Squamata; Varanidae.
CUGCCGCCCGGCUUGGCUUCGCUUCACUUCGCUGCGCUUCCCUUCCCGCCUCGCCUCGCCCGCCGCAACCGCGCCCAUCCCGCUGCAUCCGGCCCGCUGCGCUUGCUUGGUUCUCCGGUGUCAGGAUAAGUAUUAUGAUUAUUAGGUGUCGUCCUUCAGCUCAUUUUUCUAUGGAAAGUCAAGGGAGCCGGACUGUGGGGGCGUUGAACAGCUUUGACGAACGGGACACUUUUAGAGAAUCCUGAUCAAGCUGCAGCGAUCCUGACAUACUUGACUAAGACAGGGGCACAGGUCACUUGUCUCGUCCUUUCGCCACGUCGGCACGCCGCGGUUUUCCUCCCUCCUUCCUCCCUUGUGUCCACCGCAUCUGUCAAGCCGGUGCGAAGCUGUCAGGAUGGUUGGAUUCAAGCCCACCGAAGUGCCCCCGACAGCCGCCGUCAAGUUCGUGGGUGCUGGAGCAGCUGCCUGCAUAGCCGACCUGCUCACCUUCCCCCUGGAUACGGCGAAAGUCAGACUGCAGAUCCAAGGCGAAGCGAAGCGGGCCGUGACAGCCAAGCCCACCAACUACAAGGGGGUCUUCGGCACCAUGGCCACCAUGGUGCGCAACGAAGGGCCCCGGAGCCUCUACAACGGCCUCGUGGCCGGCCUCCAGCGCCAGAUGAGCUUCGCCUCCGUCCGCAUCGGGCUGUACGAUUCGGUGAAACAGUUCUACACGAAAGGGUCGGAGCAUGCCGGCAUUGGCAGUCGUCUCCUCGCGGGCUGCACCACCGGCGCGAUGGCGGUGGCCGUGGCCCAGCCCACCGAUGUGGUGAAGGUCAGGUUCCAGGCGCAGGCCCGGAUGGAGGGCAGCCGCCGGUACCAGGGGACCCUGGAUGCUUACAAGACCAUUGCUAGGGAAGAGGGCCUCCGGGGCCUCUGGAAAGGGACUUCUCCAAAUAUCACCCGGAAUGCUCUUGUGAAUUGUACCGAGCUUGUGACCUACGACUUGAUCAAGGACACGCUCCUGACGUACAACCUCAUGACAGAUAACCUCCCGUGCCACUUCACCUCCGCGUUUGGGGCCGGCUUCUGCACGACGGUCAUCGCCUCCCCGGUCGACGUGGUGAAGACCAGAUACAUGAACUCUGCCCCAGGUCAAUAUGGCAGUGCCGUCAAGUGCGCCCUCGCCAUGCUCCGAAAAGAGGGGCCCCUGGCCUUCUACAAAGGUUUUACGCCCUCGUUUCUGCGGCUGGGGUCCUGGAACGUGGUGAUGUUCGUGACCUACGAGCAGCUGAAACGCGGCCUGAUGGCUGCCCGUGGAUCGCGGGAGGCGCCCUUCUAGCCGCCGGAUGGGUGCACUUGGCAGAAUCUGCCUCUGCCCAGCUCUUCCCUUUCCACCCCUUCCCGGCCGACGUGUCGACAUUUCUACCUCUCUGUGCAACUUUCUGCGUGUGGCUUCAAACGGCUUCUGUCGUGCCCUUGUGCUUCUGGUCCGCGACGAGCCCACUGCUUUUAGCAAUGGGUUUUUAAUGUGCUCUUGUUCAGCCUCUGUACUUUUCCCUUUUAAGAUUGUCCUCUUUGCUGGAAGCACCUCACUGAGUUUUGAAGAAUUUUAGACCGCAGAAACUCGAAUUUGAGGGCUGCAUGCGAGCGCUCGGUCAGCUUUUCUUUCUACGCAGACGGGCAGGCAUUUUUAAAGAUAGAUUUGAGAUAUUUAAGGUGCUUUAAUAAAGGCUAUGCAAGAGACCAAC